Messenger RNA from Bubalus bubalis (water buffalo), 1220 nucleotides. RefSeq names its product placenta-expressed transcript 1 protein. The coding region runs from base 1 to 729 and encodes 242 amino acids. Gene Ontology annotation, biological process: positive regulation of cell migration; negative regulation of cell-matrix adhesion; wound healing, spreading of epidermal cells. The record is from RefSeq and is a predicted model, not a curated record. The transcript is spliced from 4 exons. Gene Ontology annotation, cellular component: apical plasma membrane; external side of plasma membrane. NCBI's taxonomy places the organism in Eukaryota, Metazoa, Chordata, Mammalia, Artiodactyla, Bovidae.
AUGGCAAUCCUGAGGCCCCUGUUUCUGCCCCUGGGAUUGCUUCUGUGCCUCUGGCUUCUGUGUUCUCCUGCCAGCUGUACAAAUUCCACUACCAAUUGCAAGCCGUUCUUGUCAGUCACCACCAAGAAAUCCUCACUAAUCCACAUCAGCCCAGAUGUCUAUAAGAGCAACACACUCUACACAGUGUCAACUCAAGUGAGCCAUGGUAUUAUCUCUGUGGUCUUGGAAGCACGGGACCAGAACAACUCAGUCAUUGGCUCCUGGGAAAACCCCAGCAACCAUUGUGACGGCAGAGCUGGGUACUACUUGAAGGGUAAUUUCAGCACGCUCUUCAAGGCAAAAUGGAUGUCUCCUAAUUCCACGGACAUAACUGCAGUCAAGAUAAACAUCUACACUGUCAAUUCCCUGAGAAAUGCUGAACUUGAUUCCAUAACACUGCCGCAAGUUGGGACUGUGACCAUCAAGCAUGUCUCAACCAAGCAGGUCGUAACGACCCCAACCCACAAACCAACCUCGGCCCCCCCGAAACCAACCACAAACCCACAGAAAACAACCACAAACCACUCCAUACCAACCACUACCGUCCCCAAGCCAACCACAAGCCUCCACACAUCCCACCCCAAACUAACCACAACCCACAAAAGCUCAGCCAACAGAGCCUUCCUCUGCCCCAUGAGAGAGGCCAUCCAGAUCCUGCUCAUCUUUCUCAUCAGCGCACUCCUCUUCUAGAAGGAAGCGGAGGGAAUGACUGCUCCUGGCUCCACUGCAUCCUUCUGUGUUCAGUCCCAACCCAGGGCUCUGACCUGUGUGAAUGACCUCUGUGAAUGAUUUGCGCUCUCAGACGUACAACGCUACUGCCGCUGCUCCAGAUCCAAAUGGAGACCUGAGGGUCACCUAGACCCGAUCUAGGUGUAACUUGGAAUUCUGGCUCCUAACCGAACGUGCUGGCAGCCAGUUCCCUAGCCAAUCUAAACUUCUAUUUAGAUGUGAAACCAGUAGCAUCUACAGGGCAAGAAAAUAACAAUGUACCGUGUCUGAGUAGCCAAGGAUAGUAGAAAGGCAUUAUUUUCUGUCAUACCAAAUAGACUGUACCUCAAGCAAGAAUAAUGAAUGUGUUAAAUUCAAAUAUGUCUUUAACGAGUGAUUAACUGAAAAUACAGAAAAUGUCAUCUAAUUUAAUCACUUAUGUGAGCAUUAAAAAGAAAUCAAUGGAUUUAAAA